Molecule: messenger RNA, 1872 nt
Organism: Lolium perenne
Lineage: Eukaryota; Viridiplantae; Streptophyta; Magnoliopsida; Poales; Poaceae
Source: RefSeq, a predicted model, not a curated record
GAGCGGCAGGACGAAACGUUUCCCGGGUGCCAUGUUCAGGAUGCUGGAUAAUGUCUUCAGCCUGGCCGAUACCGAUACCAAGGUGGAGUUCAAACGGAAGUUUCGAAGCCGUCUGGAGUUCGAAUCGGCCUUGAGCUUUGUCAAUCCAAGGUCGAUCCAAGGGAAUUUGAGAGAGACCCAGAGCCAGAUUGCCACGACAGUUGGGGGUGAGUCCAAGGGAAGCACUACGGAAGUCGUCGAAUUGCAGGAGGCACGGGCACAUGGCGAGAUUGGUGAUAUAUUCAAGAUGAUGCUUAAAAUCUACAAGUCGGAAGAAGCCAGAUCGAUGGAGGUGCCAAAGAAGGGUAGCUUCGAAUUGGGUUCGAUCUCCUCCCACUUCAGCCAGAUGUGGGACAACGGGCGUCAGACUCGGCCGCUAUUAUCAACAGAUGCAAAAUUCUUAGCCACAUCCAUGCUUGCCCAUGACACGUUGGUUGGCCAUGUUUCCACAUUGGAAUUGUGUACAGAACAUAUUGAUUGGCUAUGUAGAUGGGUACCUCAGUUCGCUGAGAGACUCGAGAGGAUCAAAAAGGAUGAUCCGAUGGACAAAAAGAUGCUGGAGAUGGCAGAGAUGGAGGAAGUCAGUUUUGCUGGCUACAUACGCAGCUGGGAAAGAGUUCGCCGGCGCGACAACUCCAUCAGAUUUGAAGAUUCAACAACAUUGAGCCCAAUGCUGUUCACACACUAUAUGCCAGGCUACCACCCAUUGUUUGCUGAUCUCACGCAGACGAUGCAGAUUUUCUCUAUCAAAAUCACAGAAUUGGUAGGCUUCAAUUGGCCAUUGGAGGUAUACGGUGUGGUUGCUGCCAGGGAUGCUGUGGAUUAUCGUCGCAACCAUCUUUUCCUUCGCAGUAGGGAUAACUGCCAAUUACUCAAGGAUAAGGAGGAUUCUUAUUUGCACUUGACUGGCCCGUCUCGUGCGAUUAUGUCUGAGGACACUGUUCGGAUUGAAUUCCAACUGAAAGUCAAGGGCACUAUGAAGUCAGAAGACAGGCAUUUAAUCACUGAACAAUUUGCUUGUGAUGCUGAUGGUGCUGGGACUUCUAUCAUACAUUCCAUCGAUGGCUGUUUUUGCACGAUGGAAUUAUGUUCUGAGUAUUUCAGAGGCUCGAUCCAAGCAACCAUAAUUAGUAUCUGUGUUACGCAAGGCUCGUUGCCAGAUGGUGCACAAGUUAUUUGCUUUUCACUGCCUGAAGAGUAUACUGAAGGGAAGGAUGAGCGCAGAACUAACCAUGUUGUUCUGUUUGAUAAUAAAAAUGGAGCAGUGCCAGUAGAUGAAGAAGGGUAUUUGAAGUUGUCAAGGCAGGUUGUUCCUGUAGAAUUGGAAGGAAAGCUGGAAGUUGUCACAAAGACUGAUGCCAUGAUGAGUCGAAGUGUUUUCUUUACACCUGAAUUAAGCAACAUAAGUCAAGAAUCGUGCAUACUUGGUGAUGACUGCACGUUAGAGAUAACUGUUGCUUGGUCUCUCCUUGUUGAUGACGAGCAGCAUAUGAUGAUGAUGAGCUACACGAACGCUCUCGUGCGACCUAAACCUUUCCCGUACAUGAAGUUGGUUCAAGACACGCAAGGCGGGAGUUGUUGAUGAUGUGUUAGCAAUUUUAAAAUUAAGUCAAGCAUGUGAACUACUCUUACUGUUCCUUCGUGAACUUGUCUACCUUGUUUUGUAAUAUGAUAUGAGAUCGACUAGCCUGCUUAUGUUCUAGCCGCUUAUUUGUCUAUCUAUUGCAUUAUUCGUAACUGUUGUUUGUAGUGGGCAACAUAUCCCAUGCAUCCUGUAUCCCUGCAUCGGUUUGUUUCCGGCCGCACGAUGUAAAACUUUGCCUUCCGGCUGCA